CUCAGUGCGCAGGCACGGGUCGCGCCGAGCUCGCCGGGUGUCCAUAAUACGUGGCGUCUGAGGCUGGAGCGACGCACAGGCGAGAGAUGGGAGCCGCGCGAGAGAUCUGCGGCUAACCCAGCUGCAUUUGCUCGCCCGGCAAGGAAGGUGGAAGAGAAGGCGGAUCAGGGGAGAAGGAUGAGUGCUUAUGCUGACAUCUGUGCAUCCAAGCAGGCGCAGCAGGGUACCCCGGAAGGAGGUUACCAGCGCUAUGGAGUUCGCUCUUACCUGCAUCAGUUUUAUGAGGACUGCACAGCAUCCAUUUGGGAGUAUGAUGACGAUUUUCAGAUUCAGAGAUCACCAAGCAGGUGGAGCUCUGCAUUCUGGAAGGUCGGACUCAUCUCAGGGACGGUGUUUAUGCUGACAGGGAUCAUCGUUCUCAUCGUAGGUUUUCUUGUGUCGCCCAAAAUUGAAGCCCUGGGAGUAGAAGAUUUUGUGGUGGUGGAUACACGUGCAGUGCAGUUCAACAGAGCCCUUGACAUAUGCAAGUUGGCCGGAGCAAUAUUGUUCUGCAUCGGAGGAACCACAAUGGCGGCCUGCUUGCUGAUGUCUGCGUUCGCUAAAAGCUACUCCAAAGAAGAAAGGUACCUGCAGCAGAAGUUUAAAGAGAGAAUUGCAGACAUCAGAGCCCAUGCACACCCCGUCACCAAAGCCCCGGCGCCUGGAGAAUCCAAGAUACCUGUCACAUUGUCCAAAGUUCAAAAUGUCCAGCCGUUAUCUGAAACCUGAUGUUUGUUUUCUCUUUCCUAACAUACCCAUCUUGUGAAUUUGAAAAGGUCGGCUUUGGCCUGUGUAUGAAUCUGUGUUUCCCAUGCAGUGUAACUGCACUCUGCAGCCAGUGGGGAAAGGAGCAGAUUGGUAAGGAGGUGCAAAUGGCUUGAAGGGGGUGGUUCAGCCAUCAGUGGCUUGAACAAAGCAUUCAUGUAUGAGUUGUUCUCUUAUUUUUAAUAGUUGCAUUGAACCCUUGCAAAGCACCAUUUGAUUGCCCUUCCCUUUAAAUUUGGCACCCAUUUCGUGCUGCUUCCAGUUAACCUGUUUUAUUGUGGGCGGCUUCAAGUUAUGUUCUCUUGGCUCUAUAGCCAAAGUCCAACAAGACGAUAUUCGUGCACGUUGGAGAGAACCAUCAUGCAGACAACAGGAGCAGCUUUCUCAUUUCCACCACAUGUGCUUGUACUACUGGGGAAGAAAGUUGUCUUGCAAACCAAAAGGCAGCUUUUCUCUUCAGCAGCAUGAGCUGCUGUGGUGGGAACAUAAAGGGAACCAACCAAUGCCCUCACCUGAUCAUUCGUUUGUUUUUAAAUAGAAAUGGCAAAUCAUUAACGUGAUAUUCCAUAUUUUCCCCAGUCCUGAUAAUAGAACAGUUAUAAUAAGCCCUUCUUUUGUAAAGAAAUCCAUCCAUUACUGUCAUCUGAAGAGCAGCCUUUAGAGUCUACCAGUGAAAUCCUAUGCACGUUUACUAAGAUGGAGGUUCCACUGAGCAGGGCUUUGU
Messenger RNA from Lacerta agilis (Sand lizard), 1528 nucleotides. RefSeq names its product neurensin 1 (gene NRSN1). The record is from RefSeq and is a predicted model, not a curated record. Gene Ontology annotation, biological process: nervous system development. The coding region runs from base 178 to 768 and encodes 196 amino acids. The transcript is spliced from 3 exons. NCBI's taxonomy places the organism in Eukaryota, Metazoa, Chordata, Lepidosauria, Squamata, Lacertidae. Gene Ontology annotation, cellular component: neuron projection; transport vesicle; neuronal cell body.